GAUUAACGAUAAGCCGUCACGUGUUUCCUUUUGCUGUCAAUUGAAGAAAACGAAGCCCAAAAAGAUUUUUAAAAAGUUAAAAUGAAAAAAACUCAAUGCUUCAAGAAAUGAAAGAAGUCCACUUCUUUUGUGUAAAAUCAGAUCAGAUAAAUUAGAAGACUGUUUUGCAUUUCGAUUUCCAGUUCCGAUCUCAAUUUCUAACAAAAGAGAAAAUAAUAGGAAGAAGAAAAUAUGACCUCGAAUCCAACACUUUUGCCCGAGAUCGGACCCGAUGGACUCGCUAGGGAACCUUCUGUCAUUGCCUACACUGAGAAGAUAAUCGAGGAGGAGCGGCUUCAACUCACGAAUUCUGUUGUAAUGAGGAAAGCCUUCUUCUAAUCUGUGGGCCUUUGUAGAAGAAAAGAGGAGAAAUCGAUAGCGUUGAAGAAUUAGCUUUAAGCCUUACACUGUAAUUCAGAUCUAAAGAGACAGGAUGUGAUUAGGGCCAUCGCAUGAAGUUUUCGUUAGAGUUUGAUACUGCUUGAAACGGGAUUUGAACCUUAAAUCUCAAAUGAUUUUGAUGUUUGUUGCUCUAGUUAAGUUCUUACCAUUUGAUUCCGGAAUCUAUUCUAUUUGAGCUUGGUGAUGGACUCUGGCAUUUUUAUUUUUUUUCCUUUGAGUUCCAUGAGUUGCUUUUACUAAAUAUUAAAAACUUCAGUUCGUUGUUUACUAGCUCAAUUAAUCAAGCCAAAAAUGUAGUUCUUUUUCUCAUUUCAAUUUGGUUGUUAAAAUUUUGUUUGGAUUUAAGAAUUAAUUUUCCUGUGUGUAGCACUCGUACAAAAGGUUGAGAGAGGUAUACGCCUUGUAUAGUUAUUAUUUCUCGUCUUUUUAAUGUUCUUUGAGUUUGUUUCUCAUGAUUGCAUUUGUUGGUGGGAUCUUGUCUAAUCUCAUAUGCAUGCUUUCAGAUAUAUAGCCGAAAAUUAUUCUAAAAUUCAUGAUAUUGAAAGAGAACUAGCAAAUCUUACCAUGGAGAUGAAACUCACUGCUGGGCCGAAAAAAGCAGCCCUCGAACAUAUGAGAAAGAAAAUUGAAAUGUCAACUGAGAGAAUACGCAUUGCCAAGGAGAAUGAAGAACAAGCACGGAAGGCUUGGGAAUCAGCAUCAAAGGCUCUGCAUGAUGAGGAAGCAAUUAAGCAGAAGCUAUGUGAGGACUUGAACAAUCUGGUUCAAGAAAGCAGUAACUCUCAAUUUGCUCGGCUUGAGGAGUUGAAAAGGCGAUUGGAAGCUCUGAACCCAAGUAAAAAAUCCACUUUUUCUGAUCAUGACAUGAAAGCAAUUGGAUUGACACAACACGCUGCAACCAUAGGCGUGUCCUCAGUUCCACAAACAACAGAAUCGGGCUCUACUGUUUCCACAACGGUACCUCAUCAAGGCAAUGGUGGGAAUGUUCAAGUUAUGAAUGGGCAGAAUCAACUUGCUACUAAUGAUGGAGAAGUAAAAGGAAAGAAGAAAAACACUUUUCAAGGAAGAGGAAAGGGGAUUGGUGCGGUGCCCAAGAGUCGAGGAUCUGCAGCACCUGGUUGGACAGGAGCUGGGUUUGAUGUGGAUGCUAGAACUUAGAAGCAUUUUUCUGGAUUUUCUCUUUUCUUUGCUGAAGGAUCAAGGCAACAAUCAGUGUUUUCUCAUGUUGUGGGGUAUCACCAGUCUUUCUUCCCCUUUGUUUUUUUGAUCUUUACCUUGUAUUCUUUCAAUUGCUUAUAGCUUGUUGAUAUGAAUGUGGCAUUUGACUUUAUGUCAUUAGUAUUGUCUUCAAGUAGGAAAUUAUUUAGAAACAGAUAUAGAAUAAGAAACUCAUAUCUUUAAAAAAAUAAUAGAAAAGGAAACCUCUUGUGUGAA
This is a messenger RNA of Gossypium raimondii (Peruvian cotton), 1875 nucleotides long. RefSeq lists its product as uncharacterized. The coding region runs from base 931 to 1599 and encodes 222 amino acids. The transcript has 7 exons. NCBI's taxonomy places the organism in Eukaryota, Viridiplantae, Streptophyta, Magnoliopsida, Malvales, Malvaceae. The record is from RefSeq and is a predicted model, not a curated record.